Molecule: messenger RNA, 5026 nt
Organism: Numida meleagris (helmeted guineafowl)
Lineage: Eukaryota; Metazoa; Chordata; Aves; Galliformes; Numididae
Product: P2Y purinoceptor 1-like
Exons: 2
Coding region: 153-1388 (411 amino acids)
Biological process (GO): G protein-coupled receptor signaling pathway
Cellular component (GO): membrane
Molecular function (GO): neuropeptide receptor activity
Source: RefSeq, a predicted model, not a curated record
GCUCAGCACGGUCUGAGCACCAAGCUGCAGGGUCAGAGCUGGAUGUGGGGUGCAAGCGCCCCAGCAGUGUGCCCUGCGGAUGGGACAUCCCACAGCGAGCAGAGCGGCAGCAAGCUGUGAACUCUCUCACCCACACAGCGCAGAGCCGCCCCAUGCAUGCCUUCCUCCCGCCCCUCCCAGCACCGCCAGAAAUAGCUCGAGCCCUGGUGCCCGGUUCACAGUUCCUCCAGCGGGCUGCCAGCUCCUCCAGAGCCCCACGACCCACAUCCCCAGCCCUGGGACUGGAUCCUGACCCCGCAGGCACCGCCCCGAGCACCGCACCGCCUCCUCCUCAUCUCCUCCAGCGCCCGAUGGCCGCCAACGCUCCGCUCGGGGACAACAGCAGCGUGGCCUCAUGCUCCGUGGAUGCCGCCUUCGCGCAGCGCUUCCUGCCCAGCGUGUACCUGGUGGUGACCCCGCUGGGGCUGGUGGGGAACGUGCUGGGGCUGUGCCAACUGCACGCCGGCCCCCGCGGCCCGCUCAGCCUGCUGGUGGGACACCUGGGCCUGGCCGACCUGCUGUACGUCUGCACGCUGCCCUUCCUCAUCAGCUACUACCUGCAGGGACGCGCCUGGGCCUUCGGGCAGGCCUGGUGCCGCCUCACCCGCGGGCUCUUCCACCUCAACCUCUACGCCAGCAUCGGUUUCCUCACCUGCAUCAGUGUGCACCGCUACCUGGGCAUCGUGCACCCGCUGCGGGCGCGGGGCCGCUGCCAGGCCGCCAUGUCGCCAGGCCGGCUCAGCGCGGCCGUGUGGCUGUGGGUCAUCGCGCAGGUGGGCCCCGACUUCGCCUUCAGCAAGAUGGACCCCAGGGGGACGCAGUGCCAUGACACGACGGGGGAUGAAAGCCUGGGUGCCUACGUGCCCUACACCGCCGCCAUCACCGUGACAGGGUUCGUCAUCCCCUUCCUCAUCAUCAUCGGGUGCUACUGCCACGUGGUGGUGGUGCUCUGCAGGAGUGACACGGUAGAGCCCGGCCUCAGGAGGAGCAGCAUCAGGCUGGUGGUGCUCGUCAUGGUCCUCUUCUCUGUCUGUUUCCUGCCCUAUCACAUCUUCAGGAACCUCAACUUGCUGUCCCGAGCCUGGCAGCGGCGAGGGCACUGCACACAGGCCAUGAAGGACAUCUACGUCUCCUACCAAGUGACCAGGGGCCUGGCCAGCUUCAACAGCGCGCUCAACCCCCUGCUCUAUGUCAUGACCAGCAAAGACUGCAUGUCACGCAUGAGGAACAUCCACCAAAGGGCCAAGGAAACCCUGGGAUCCAUCUUCACAUGGGAAUCCUCUAACCAAGCCCAUGAGACAAGGAACAGCAUCGUCUUCAGGGAGCAGGAGGCUUCUGAGCAGCUCUGAUCAGCGUGGCACCUCCCCGACAGCUGCACACAUCAGCUUGAGCUUUUCCCCACCUGAAGCACGCCUUGCGCUGGAAUGCAUGACCGGAGCACUGAGACUUGGAGCAGCAGAUUUCAGAAGGAGCACAUGAGUUAGAACUGCCUCAUGCCUGGAGAGCACGGCCCCACGCAGGAUGCAGACAGAAUGAAGCCUGACCUGUCCCACCCAGCUGUUGCUCACACAGACUGACCUCUCUGCUCCACGGAGGAGGCCACAGUGGCAAUCACACAGAGCUAACACAUCUGAGGUGCAAAUAAACACUUAACGCUUUCACUUGCGCUCCUCUGUCUUCUUCUAGAGCUCAGUGGCAGCACAGGAGCUGGCUGCCCUGGGGAACAGAGCAGGGGCAAAUGUUAGCUCUGCUCCUCUCCGCACACCCAGCUCUCAUCCCAUGCCCCCACACUGUUGUUAAGGGUGAGUUAAAGAUCUGCAUCCCAAGAACCAGCCCUGAGCCCAGGAGCUGCAGCAUCUCAUGCUUCCACAUCCCACGUCGGUUGCACCAGCAGAAGCCAUUGGGAUCUGCACGCAGCAACGAUGGCUCUGGGGUUUGGUGGCACCUCGUGCUUCGCAGCCCUCCUGAUCCUCAAGGAGCAUCACCCUCCAUGCAAGCUAAAGAAAAAAAAAAAAACACCCUCCUCAAACCCAGCCAAGCUCCUUCCUUUAAUUAGCUGCGUGCAUAAUUAAGGACAACCACUGGCACAUGAGCCUGCCUGGCUCUCAGUUGUGCCAUGGAGCAGCAAAGCAGCCCCCUCCUGCUGCUUGCUCCAGGCUCCUCCCCACGCAAAGAGCAGCUGCUGCCCCACAGGGGACAAAUGUGACAGACGGAGAGGUACAGCUGUACGACCAUUUCACUUCCCUAGAAUGCAAAACUGUUUUGCUUUGCAUCCAAAAUGCUACACAAGAACAUACUGCUGUCAGCAGCAGCUAAACCAUAGGCCCCCUGCAGAGCGAGGGGUGCGGGGCUGGGGGCUUUGGGAGCAUCUCCUGCAGUGCAGUGGGAGCUGCAGUGUGCACAGAAAGGGCUGAGUCCUGCAGGUCACUCAUGAAAGGUCACAGCAUCCCCGAAUGCAGUGAGGGGCAUUUCUUUCUGCAGCAGAGCGGUUUCACUGUCCCAGUACCUCUAGGUAUAGGGAGAGCAGACCUGACAGCUCAUCUGAUUUACCAAGGACAUCGGCUGUGCUGGGAAAGCCAUGGUGGAUGCAGUUAACUCCGGGUGAUCCGGGCAAAAAUGGUAAACACGCGUGGGAUUGGGUGCUGCCGGUGAAUGCUUCUGUAAAAGAGAAACUCGGAGUCUUUCUCUGUGCAGUGUUUUGGCACCUGGGAGACCAGCAGUUGGUUAAGGAGAGCGCACCGUAUAAAUAGAACAACGUUCAGCGUGGCUGCGUGAGGCUGUCGGUCUCAUGUUAUUCCUCUGUGUGUGUGGUUAUAAAUAGGGGAUGCUGGGCGGCGUGGGACCUGCGUGGGGCAGGAGGUGCCCUGGGGUAACCCAGAGCUUCACCCACACAGCUCCGUGCCUCAGCCCCUGCCCAGAGACAUUCAGUGGAGCAUCUCAAAGCGAGCCGAGUGCUCCUCAUCCCAGAGCAGCCCCAGGUGGAUCUUCCUGCUCCGAGCGGGCGCUUUGCCCGGCUCCCCAAAAGCGCAGCGUUAAUUUCAUCCCCAUCACUGACUCAGAGCUCCACAGAGCAGCUGUGGCCGCGGUGCCGCUGUGUGCUCUGCCCCAGGGCUGCGGCUCAGCCACCGCACAUCGGCCGAGAGCCACAGGAGAAUCUCUGCAGUGCAACCCGGGGAGCAGGCGUCUCAGCGCCCCGAUUCAUCCACCCAGAGAGAAGCAGCUGGAAAACCUCUGCGCACGAAUGGGAAUUGGGUAAAAAAUCACAACUGCGAGGUGGAGAACAGAACGUGGCCGCAGCGCAGUGCUCUCACUGCAUGACAAAGUGAAUGUUUUCAGUUGGGUUCAUUUGCUCCCCACUGGGAAAUCACUCCUGGUCCUGCAGCCCCCAGCCCUACAGCUCGACCGCAGUGCUGGGUGGGGGGCAACGAGAACAGCGGGACGGCAGCAUGCCCCUUCCCAGCCCCAGUGCAGGACGAGGGCGAAGCUGUCGUCAAGGCUUCCUCAGGACAAUCCUUGCAUAUUUGCAAUGCAUUCCCAGAGUGUUCGCCCCUCCCCUGCCUGCAGCAGGGAACUCAUUUAUGGCAUUGCCCACCGUGGGAGCGGAGCAGGUCCCGCUCUGCACUUAGCCAAGCGCUGUCACGGCCGUGUUUGUGCACUGAUGUCAAUGCCACCGCCCUCAGCCCCAGCCGUGCCGGGGUGCCCUCAUCCCAGCUGGUGGUCUGCUCUGCUUCUCAGCAAACAAUCCCAGCAGUGAUUAAGCAGGGACAUUACUGUUCUAGCUUGUUUUCGCGAUUCAAUUCAAGGUGCUCGAGACAAAUAAAUGCACUGGUGAAAGCGGCCGAGAUCAAAGCAGCACCUCUCCCGGCUGGGAGCAGGCCAGGCGCUUUAUGGCAGGUGCUGUGUGCCUGGCCAGCGCUCAACUGACAGCUUUCCAAGCACAUAAAAACUUAAUAGGCUGAAAAUAGAGUUUGUGGUCACAGACUGACAGCAGCGGCGCUGGCAGCAUGGGGCCGCUCCGUGCACGAGCUCCAGGGGAGCGAGGCUGGGUAAUUCGGGCAGGAUCCACAGUGGGAUGCAGGUGCCAGGGCUCCCAGAUCACAGAGCCCAGCGAGGGAGGCAGUGGGAUAUCCCAGAGCCCGGGGAAAGCCGUGCAGCUGACUCUGUUCGCAGCCCCCGUGAUGCAAGCACCCCAAGCACUGGGGCUCCUGCUUUAUGCGCAGAGCUCUGCUGCCCCUCCACCUCCCCGUGCAAUAAAAAAGAGUCAUGUAAUCUCAUAAUGCAACUUCUCGCUGGAAAUUGAUGACGAAGUGCAUUGUGUUGCCUGCUCCCAUCCUGCGGGUCCCACGUGCCCUUGCUCAAGUGCAAUGAGAGCAGCGGGAAGACGAAGGCCGAGCCACACAGCGCGGGGCUUCUCUCCAAGCAGGAGGGACGCGUGUGCGGUGUGACACAGCCCUGGUGCGGGAAAAGAAAUGCACGAGCACGGGGCCGCAAAGCAGCACUGCCUCCAUCCCAACACCUGUGACAGCAGCCAAGCACACCGCUGUGUGCGUGCUGCCUGCGCAGCCCUGCGUUGGUCAGCGCUGUGUUUGUCACUGGGGGAUUUUAGAACGGGGCUGCUCCUGCCCUUGUCGCGUAUGCGUGGAUCUUGUUGCACAGGGCCUGUGACCAGAGUGAAGCCCCGGAGGUGCCACCGCUGUCCUGCAGCUGCACACGAUGGAAGCUGCGCACGCAGCUUGCACCCAUCUGCAGAGCACCUCCCAAACACAUCGGUGCGUCUGCACCCGCACGGGGUAACGCGCUGCGGCAUCCACCGGCUGCUCCGGGGAGGAGCUGGGAGCCCAGAGCGGACCUGCAGGGCCCCAGCGGCACUCCCAGCCCAGCAGCACCACUGCUCCCGGCCCGGAUGGGCAGAGCUCAUUUUUGAAGGAGAUGCGAUCUGCCGCAACACACGACUCGGGAGAAGCAUUUUUCUAUUUUAAAAAAAAUG